Papilio machaon (common yellow swallowtail) is the source of this 3965-nucleotide messenger RNA. RefSeq names its product erythroid differentiation-related factor 1. The transcript is spliced from 16 exons. The record is from RefSeq and is a predicted model, not a curated record. The coding region runs from base 193 to 3804 and encodes 1203 amino acids. Lineage: Eukaryota; Metazoa; Arthropoda; Insecta; Lepidoptera; Papilionidae. Gene Ontology annotation, biological process: positive regulation of DNA-templated transcription.
UCAACAACAUAAGUAAUUUGUGUUUUCAGUUUAGCAAUUGUUGCUAUUUUGAUUUAUAAAAGAUAAAAUACCACGAAUACUACGAAUACAAUUUUUUACAAUCAAGUAUUUGAUCAAACACAGCUGUUUGCGUCUGAAAUCUGAAAAUUGUUUAGUAUUUACAGAAGUAAUUACUGAGUAUAAAAGGUUAAAAUGGAAGACCGCGAGAACGAAAACGAACACAUGAAAAGAAACAAGGACCGCAGUCCAUCCCCUGGCAUCAAAUCCACAGCUGUAGUGAAGUACACAGCAUUCCAGAGUCCUGUGGGGUAUGCCAGACUGCAAUGCAAUACUGACCUCAACAUGCCCCCUUCUAAUUGGGGUGCGGCUAUUGACUCAUAUGGUUUGAAACAGAUAUUGACCAGAGGGACUGGGUUUUCAAGCUUUAGAAUGGCCCACAUGUUUCCUGACUGUGUGGGGGAGGUGGAUGUAAUAUCUGAUGCGGAGUGCAUCAAGAAACUACUAAAGUUGCCAUAUCAGCCUAAUGGAACGGUCAGCAUGAUGGUUCAUCGAGUUGAAAACACAUUACUGCUUGACGAUUUCGAUGUGUAUGACUAUCUGAUGAAGUCGGAAUGGUCAUGGCUGAAAGACUUCUUCUAUGAGAACAUAGUGAAGACUAUGUCUGAACAGGAAAGGAUGUCAUUGACUCCCGGUCCGGGGGCGCGGCAAGCAUUACAGUUGACCCAACAGUUUCUGUCACAUAGUGUUGUGGAGCGUCCUUCGCCUUUAGAACCGCCUGCACACGCAGAAAAUACACCCAUGUGUCUUGCUGGUCCAUUUCUACCAGAGCCCGAAACGAAAGUAGAAGGUCCUUCAAAUGAGCAACCUUAUAAUAGAAAUGUACUAUGGACAUUUGAAGACAUUCAUAUGUUGGUUGGCAGUGAUCUACCGAUAUUUGGUGACAAAGACCGUCCUUGUGUCAGUCUCCGCUUAAGAGAUGCAAGAGAUCCUAUCAAUGUACUAACGGGGAUUGAUUAUUGGUUAGAUAACCUAAUGUGUAAUGUCCCAGAGGUAUUAAUGUGUUACCAUUUAGAUGGUAUUGUACAAAAAUAUGAACCGAUGAAGACUGAAGAUUUGCCAAAUAUGGAAAAUUCUAAAUUCUCACCCAAAGUUAUAAGGAAUGUUGCUCAAAAUAUUUUAUCGUUUUUAAAAUCUAAUGUGACAAAAGCUGGUCAUACAUAUUGGUUAUUUAAAGGUCCACAUGAUGAUGUUGUGAAGUUAUAUGAUUUGACAUCUCUUUGUCCGGAUAGUUUGGACAAUCCGUUCACAACUCCGGUUGCUAUGUUACUAUAUAGGGUUGCUAGGAAUAUGAGAUUAACUAACAGGUCCAGACAUGUUAAACAGUUGUUGGAACAUGUUGUUAAGUUGUUGAAAGUUGAAAGAUAUCCGCAGAUUGUGGCUUCUUCACAUUAUAUGUUGGCGGAUUUGUAUGUACCUGCGACUACUAAUCCUGCGUGUCCUGAUUUUAAAGACGAGAGUUCAGAUUCGGAAGACGAAGAAGAUUUUAGUGAGUUUGCGAGAGAAACGACAGGUGGUAAUGAAAAUACGAAUGAAAGAGACGGAGAAGGCGAUACCAAAACGUGUAAGAGAGAUGAAGAUAACGAAAAAGUCGAGAUCACGAGCGAACAUUCAGAUAAGGAGGAAGAAGGUAAUGAGGCAGGGGAAAAGGAGGAGGAAAUUAAGAACAGUGGGGGUCGUGAGUUGGCGCUAAGACAUAUUGGUGACCGGAUCAAAGAUACAGCACCUGAUGCAAAAGCGAAGUCAUCAAAUACAGGAGGUCUCGGUGUACAAGUUCCGGAGAGAUGUGGACGUGCACUGAGACAUGCACUGCGGGGACUUUGUGCACUGCAUCAUGUUACCAUCGGCAGGAAUAAGGAUGAAGAACGCGAACGUUUGAAACAACAGAUAAUAAUAGAAGAGCAACAUCCUAAAAUGGCGAAUCCUUACGAACCAAUCAAAAUGAACUACGAACCUUUAAAUAAAAAGAAGCAAGAUCCCAAAGAACACGUUUCCAGAAGCAGAAGAAGGAAACGAGAAAGAAAAAACACAGAUAAAUCUGGAAAUUAUUUAAUCGAAGCUAAUACGAAUAUAGACAAGAACGCCAUAUUGAUUCGGAAAGAAAACAAAAUGGCGUCCUGGCAUGAACCGAAUCGUGACGAUAAUUUCGCUUGGAAGUUACAUUUGAAGACGUUGUUGUAUGAAAAAAUUUGUCUCGCAUACGCCACUUUAGCGGAAUACAGUUACUCGCAUGAGCAAUAUGGCUUCUCUUUAAAAUAUAUUGACAUGGCGAGUAAAUGUCAAACAUUAUUGAGUAAUAUGAUAAUAAAAAGUCGCGUUGUGGACGCCAGCUGUUUGAUAGGUCGCGUUGGGGAUAAUUUCUUUCAGCUCAGCAAACAUUGGAAUAGAUUGGAACAGUUCAGGAAACAAUUCGAAACGGAUCAUGAAAUUGACGGCAGCAUCAAAAUGGAGAUCGAGAAAGAUAUGUGCGAAGAGAUCGAAGGUGACGCCAAGGAUGAAUUUGAUUUAGAUAUAUCGCUACCAUCAAGUGACACGGACGCGAUGUUGCUCUCGUGUGAGUACUACAGACGCGCGGGACAGUUCGCGGCCGCCAAGAGGUCCGAGUUGUUGCGUCGUCUCGCCUCCGUCUGCAACGAGCUCGCUGUACGCUUCAUGAAUGAUGCACAACAAAUUUAUAUGAAAUACGUCGAAGAACCGGAUCAGAAAGAUCCUAAAGCUAAAUUAUUAUUGAAGCAGUUUACUAAUCUUUCUAAAAGAUCUUCUGAAUGUCUGGACGAGGCGACUGCGAUAUUCGAGAAAGUGAACGAUAUACCUAACUUAGCACUACUUUAUUGUAAUAAAGGAAGAUAUAUGAGAUUUAAGGCGCAUUGUGAUCAAGGUGGAUUCAGUGCGGAAAAACGUAGUCUCUACAACCAGGCGGAAGAACUUUACCUAUCAGCACUAAAGCUGCUGGGUCCUCGCGAGACUUGCGGCGCCACCUCCAUCUGGGAGCUGGUCUGCUGGGAGCUCUCCUGUCAUCUGUACACGCGCGCGGUGCUCAUGCAGGACUGCCCCGGACUCUACACUAAUGAGGUGACUGAAGUAGCGGAGGCGUUCAAACACGCGCUCAAGUACUGUCCUCUGAGUCCCGGACCUCGACAGUACUUGUACCAGUUCAGAGCCGCCAUGAUAUACCACAGGCUGGGCUCGCUCUACCACUCACAGUUCAGAAUAACUCAUGAGGAAGGCGCUCGUCGCCGCGCUCUGUUAAAUGCAACUCGUAUACAAUAUGAGUCAGCUGCGAACUUGUUCGCUGCACUCGAAGACGCCGGUAUGGUGUUAACUGUACGACUGGAACAUGUUGCCGCUAUGGAAACUCAGGCUGCUGUGUCACCUAAUUUAAAACUCAAAUCUUUACAAACCGCUGUCCAACUUUUACGUCAAUGUCAUUCCGUUAUGACGUUACUAAAGAACAAAGACCCAGAAGAGAAGGAGCCACCGAAACCUGAAGAUGCAGAAGAGAAAACAAUAAAGAACGAACAUAGUCUUCUUUCUUUAUACGAAAAUAGGUUGCAUUUUAUUUUGAAAAGUAUUAUACAAUAUUGUAGGUCGAAAUCAAAUAAAGAUUAUGAUAAAAUGACAGAUAUGUAUAAAAAAUUAUAUUGUGCCAGUUUGAAAAUAAAAAAGAAUGACGAUGUAAGGUUAUAUGCGGCCAGUAUCUGUGAUGUACUGACUGCUAUGGACGAGAUAUCAAAGGAGUUCGAAUAGUGCCUUAUUUAAUCUUAAUUUAAAAAUAGAAUCGUAUUUAUUAUCUGUAACCAUCUGCUAAUGUAAUUUAUAACAUGACUGACUGACGAAUAGCGUUUAUUUAAGCGAAUAUAAAAAAUAAUGCAUCUGUUGACGUUUUUCUUCGGAAUAAUUGUCCCAGA